Papaver somniferum (opium poppy) is the source of this 507-nucleotide messenger RNA. RefSeq lists its product as uncharacterized. The transcript has a single exon. The coding region runs from base 1 to 507 and encodes 168 amino acids. NCBI's taxonomy places the organism in Eukaryota, Viridiplantae, Streptophyta, Magnoliopsida, Ranunculales, Papaveraceae. The record is from RefSeq and is a predicted model, not a curated record.
AUGGGUAGUUGUUUUCUAAUUCAAUUAAGACAACCCAAAAGAAUUAGUUCAAUCGAUACUCUGGUUGAGUCGACGACGACAUACCAAGAAAAGGUUGUACGGGUGUUGAAGAUGAACGGAAAGGUUGCUGUCGAGUACCUAUCAUCAGUUUUAGUUAAGGAUGUCUUGGUGAAUUUCGAUGGUUUUGGAGUCGGGAUCUGGGAAGGGUCGUCCCAGAUUCUCCCUCCUAAUUAUGAACUGAGAACUGGAAAUGUUUAUUAUCUUCAUCCUACUAAUUCUCAAUCGUCAGAUAAUAAUCAGAACUUAUCUGGGGAAGUAAAGCAAAUUAAAGUGAUUAUAACAAAGCAACAGCUUCAAGAGUUGUUAACGAAAAAGGGUUCAAUUGAAGACUUGAUCGCCAAAGUUUCUAAAGGAUUAUUUGAUCAUGAGCAUAAUAACGUUGAUGACGAUGAUACGCCGAGAAGUUGGAGGCCUGAACUUGAAACUAUACCAGAAGGACGUGAAUAG